AUGGACUCUGUGCGCUUGCCAUCUCCCUUGGGGCUUCUUUUACCACUAAAGUUUCGGAUGUUUUACGAGUCGUUGGACUUAUCGGACCCUGAAGAGUCCCACUUCAUUGGCACAUUUUCAGACGGCCUUUUGGCCAAGUCUGACCCCAUCUUGUCCAUGCCUACUUUCCAGAAGCCCCCACAGGCGGCUUUGAUCGAUUAUGAGUCCGCUCGAUCUUUACACGAUGGUGUCUCAUAUUCGGCCUACGGUCAGGCACCAUACGUGACGUCCACCCCACUUGUCCCAUCGCCUAUGGCCGAUCACACCAGCCAGAUGUCGGAUUGCGUUCCUUAUAUGGACAACCAGGAAUAUGCCAGUUCGUACGAAGAGGGCCGCUCACCGAUGAUGACGGGGGAGUCUCGCCCGGUGCCGGAGGUCGUUUCCUACUCGCCCCAGAGAGGGUCCGAAGGAACAAGAGUCUUUGUUCAAAUCCAGUCCCCGUUCGAUCUCCAUGAAUCGUCUUAUGCAUCGCUUUAUCUCGUCUUCGGCGCAAAGAAAUGUGAAUGUAUCCCGCACUUUCUUGGAUUCCAAGGCUCUUCAUUCCAGUACGGGUUUUCCGUCGAGACGCCCCCAUUCAGCUCUACCUGCUCUCCCUCGUUUGCAGUUCCUUUGCAAGUUUCCAUGGAUUCGAACGAUUGCCCAGCUACGACCCUUCAAGUUGGGGUCUACACGUAUGAGCAUGGUGCCAUCCCGCCACCGUCAGAUGACGCUCGGAAGAGGGGGCCAUCGUUGUACUCGGAGGAUCCCCUUCACAGAGCACCAAAACGAGUCAUUGGCCAAUCGCUGCCUCCGAAAGACCAAUCGCCGGCUUCGACGGCGUCGUACUCGCCCUAUCUGCAGUCUCUGCCUGCGAUGAAUGGAUUUGCCGCCCCUUACGCAGCGGCCUCUUCGCCUAGAGCGCCCUCGACCCAGUACUCCACCAUGUCAGCAGCGUCGCAACCCUCCAUCCGAGCGCCUUCACCUUUGACUUCCACCUGGAGUCCCUCUAUCGUCUCCGUGAGCGGCGAUCAUCGCAACCAUUACGUGUCCAGCCACGGUUACCGUCAACAGAAUGCUCAUUCGUCAGGCCAUUACGGUGCAAACCCUCAGUUGAUUCGCACCUCGACCUUGCAGCAAUCGAGUGGCAUGGGUCAGACUCCGGCCUUCAACCCAUAUGCCAUGUACCCCACAAAAGCUGUUCUGAAGCUGAAUGGAGACUUGGACAGCAUGAUGGAGAACUGGUGCAAGGAGGAACGAGAUGCAAAGCGCCGACUAGUCCAGUUCACCCGUGCCCAGAGAGGCAGUACGAUUUCCGCCGAUUUCGCGCCAGUCUCUCUCGAAGACCGAGCUCCUAACAGUAUCUGCAUUAGCUGCAUCUUUUGGGAUGGAAAGGAAGAUUGCUUCGUCACCAGUGUCGAUACGAUCUACCUGCUUGAGUCUCUCGUCGGGGUUCGAUUCACCGUUGAGGAGAAGAAUCGCAUUCGAAGAAAUCUUGAAGGUUUCCGACCUCUGACUGUCUCCAAGUCCAGGCCAGACAGCGAAGAGUUUUUCAAGGUCAUCAUGGGGUUUCCGGCGCCCAAGCCCAGAAACAUUGAGAAAGAUGUGAAGGUCUUUCCAUGGAAGAUUCUGACUCAUGCCCUUAAGAAGAUCAUUGGCAAAUAUUCGGCAAGUUAUUCCUCGACCGCCGGAGCAUUAACAACCCCGAUCGGUUCAACCUAUGCGAGCACCCGGGCUGCCUCAGACUCCGGCACGGAACCUCACACUGCCCCUUCACCUCAAUCUGUUUCCGAUACCGCUGCUCCCAGCGCAUAUGGACCUCCACUGGCUGCUCCUGCAUAUUCCGCUCCUCCCGACCAUGGAGACCCUUCAAUGACCGGCCCUUCUGAGAUCCGACAUGGUCUGCCUGCUAUAAGCCAGUCCUACCACUCCAUCACUGCCCCCAGUUAUUACUCUGCAGCAUGUCAACAGCCGAGCCAGGUCGGCGUCUCUGCACCGAGCACUCGGGCCUGGGAGAUGAGUUCCAUGCUCAGCCCUCCACUCGCCAGUGGAGCUCCGAGCAGCACGCCCGUCUACAGCUAUAUGCCUUAUUCUGUCUCAGGUCCCCCCGGGCAUUGA
Messenger RNA from Aspergillus aculeatus ATCC 16872, 2133 nucleotides. RefSeq names its product transcriptional regulator medA (gene medA). Lineage: Eukaryota; Fungi; Ascomycota; Eurotiomycetes; Eurotiales; Aspergillaceae. The coding region runs from base 1 to 2133 and encodes 710 amino acids. Gene Ontology annotation, cellular component: nucleus. The record is from RefSeq and is a predicted model, not a curated record. The transcript has 4 exons.